CUCCCACAGUCGAAAUGUGCGCCAGCUGCCCGCUCACCUGUCCGCCGCCGCCGCGCACGCACCUUGCUAUGUGCUCGCGCGAGCUCCCGCCCGAGCCUCCAGCUCGGCGUCCCACUGCUGCGGAGCCGAUCGCUUUUCCUCGGCGCUCGCGUCGAGCCGAGCUCUCGGCACUCUACGGCGGGCGUCGCUGUGCGGGGCGCCCGUUUCCUGCUGGCCCGAGCGGAAAGCUCCACGUGCCCGCGCGAGCUCCGGGCCGAGCCUCCAGCUCGGCGUCCCACUGCUGAGGAGCCGAUCGUCGUCCGUCGGUGCUCUCGAGGAGCCGAGCUCCUUGGCCUGCGGCCGGCGACGCUGCAGGACGGUCGUCCUCCGAGAUAUCGGUGCCGGACCGGCGGGGCGGGGGCGGGGUGGCGUCGGAGCAAGUGUCUCGGUCUUCGGUCGACGGAGCGGCGACCCGCGAGUACGCUUCGUGGGCGCCCGACGAGGGUGGUGCUGCUGUCGCUCUGCCGCGUGCGCAGGCGUGCGCAGGCGUGCCGAGGUCUCGCGACGGCACUCAGCCCUUCGCUGGGCGUGUGGGACGCCGGGUACGACGAGCACGGCUUCUGGUCCGUCGAGGCUGCCCGCGCGGCGCGCGACGCGGCGGCGGCGCUUGCGCUGGACGCCGCCGACGGCGGCGCGGGGGCGGCGCGGGGGCGGCAGGCGCGGGGGCGGCAGGCGCGGGGGCGGCAGGCGCGGCGCGCCGAGGUCGCGAGCGCGGCACAGGCCGCGCCGCGGCGGAGCGAGGGAGCCGCGGCGCGGCGAUCGCCGGCGCCGGCGCGGCCGGCGCCGGCGCAAGGGGCGCCGGCGCGAGGGCGCAAGAGGCAGCCGGCCCAGCGGGUCGCGGCCCUCCCCCGCGGCGUCGUUGGAGGGCGAGCACCUCGAGUACCUACGGCGGCGGGGUGCGCCGUGGGGCGAGCCGCCCGUCGCGGGCGCCGCCGCGCCGCCGGAAGGGGCGAGGCGGCGAGCGAGGAUCGUCGACUUUUGGCCGGGGGGCGCUCUCGACACUUACCGGCUGAGGUCACGUCGUCGGGCGCGUCGACGGGCUGGUUGGCCAUGGUCCGCACGGCGGGGCGGCUGCGCCGCCAGGACUCGCGCGUCGCUGCACGCGGCCUGCAGAAGGAAUGACAGCUCGGCGGCAAGGCUUUUCUUGCGCCGGGACGGCUAGGCUUUUUGUGAGACGCCGCUCGCGGAAAUCGAGGAAGGCUU
Molecule: messenger RNA, 1242 nt
Organism: Emiliania huxleyi CCMP1516
Lineage: Eukaryota; Haptophyta; Isochrysidales; Noelaerhabdaceae
Exons: 2
Source: RefSeq, a predicted model, not a curated record